Messenger RNA from Merops nubicus (carmine bee-eater), 630 nucleotides. RefSeq names its product uroplakin 3A (gene UPK3A). The annotation marks the transcript as partial. The transcript is spliced from 5 exons. NCBI's taxonomy places the organism in Eukaryota, Metazoa, Chordata, Aves, Coraciiformes, Meropidae. The record is from RefSeq and is a predicted model, not a curated record.
AUGUGCAGCUCUUGGGUUGUGUUGGCCUUUUGCUGCUUGGCUCAGCUGUGUGCAGGUCAGAGCCUGAAGCCUCAGCUUGCAGCCCCUCAGCUUGCCAAAACCAAUCCCACUCUUACUACAGUCUCCCUAGAAAAGCCUUUCUGUAGGUUUGACAGCUCAAUGUCUCCAAAUAAAUCUUAUGUCAUCUAUCUGUAUGCAAUGAAGGAAUCAGCAACUGCAAUAAGCUCCCUGGUGACCACCAACAGCAGCAAACCCCUUGAAAACACCUUCCAGCAAACAGGUGGGGGGCAGCUCGGCCCUUACAAGGCUGCCUGGUUCAGUGUCCCCAGCUGUGCAUCACCUCCCAAACUGGCUCAUCUAGGAGAUGUCAACAAAGUUUCUGAUGUCCUGCAACAAUACCUCUUCAGAGUUGGGGAUGAUGGGACUUGUUUGCACGACCCAAACUUCCUAGGUGUCUGUAACCCACCUCUUGCACCAGAUACAACAUACAGGUUUAAAUAUGUGUUGGUAGAUAACACUGAAGGUAUCGUGAAAGACCAAACUCUCUGGUCUGACCCCAUCAAAACCAGAAGAGGGGGUCAGAAGGUUCUUCUGCAGAGACAAGGCCCACGCCUCAGACUGCUCAACAAG